This is a messenger RNA of Saprolegnia parasitica CBS 223.65, 1695 nucleotides long. RefSeq lists its product as hypothetical. Gene Ontology annotation, molecular function: copper ion binding; oxidoreductase activity. The record is from RefSeq and is a predicted model, not a curated record. Lineage: Eukaryota; Oomycota; Saprolegniomycetes; Saprolegniales; Saprolegniaceae. The transcript is spliced from 3 exons. The coding region runs from base 1 to 1695 and encodes 564 amino acids.
AUGGCGGCCUCCAAGGAGCUCGGAUUACUUGUGGUGCUCGCCCUCUUCAUUGCCGCCUUUGUCGCGUCGAUGAACGCGCUCACAUCGUCGAGCCGUUCGCCGGUGCGCGACGAGAGCAGCAACAAUACCGUAACGUACACGAUGCGUCUCCACCGACUUUUCGGCGCACCCGACGGCGUCAACCGCAGCAUGAUUGGCGUCAAUGGUGGCUUUGGCUGGGACUUUGUCAUCCGCGCGCGCGAGGGCCAGCGCCUCGUGGUCCAUGUGCUCAACGAACUGGACGAGCCGACGACGAUCCAUUGGCACGGCAUCUUCCAGAACCACAGCAACGCGUACGACGGCGCGUCGCACGUCACGCAGUGUCCGAUUCCGGCUGGCGGCCGCCUCACCUACGCGGUCAAGCUUGAGCAAUAUGGCACGUACUGGUGGCACUCGCACCACGGACCUCAGUACAUUGAUGGUCUCCGCGGACCCAUGAUCAUCGACCCGAUCGCGACGCCAUCGGUGGCAUCCGACGAAGAGCUGAUCGUGGAGCUCAGUGACUGGUACCACCGCCAAGGCGCCGACAUUGUUGCGGCCAUCAACUCGCCAACCCUCGACAUCAACCGCCCCGUGGACAUCAUCCCCGACGCUGCUCUCGUGAAUGGACGAGGGCGCUUCAACUGCUCGUUUGCGGUUGGAGCGUGUGCGCCACAAGCAGCGUACACCAUUUUUCACGUGCGCCGCAAUGCGUCGUACCGGCUUCGCCUCAUCAACACGGCUGCGUUCGCGGGCUUUAACGUGAGCUUGGACGGCCAUUCGAUGACCGUCGUGAGCGUCGACGGCAUCGACGUGGAGCCGAGAACCGUGACGCACCUGCGUAUCAACGUCGCCCAGCGCUACGACGUCAUCGUGCACGCCAACGCGUCACCUGACAGCAACUUCUGGCUCCGCGCCACAAUGAACAACGUGGCGCCGCUCUUCUUUCUCGUGCCACCAACCGGCCAAGACAUUUACGGCAAGGCUCUCUGGUCCUACAGCAACGCGACCGACGACGCGCCACGCGACGAUGUCACGAUGACAGAUCGCAUCGACUUGGACGAAUUGCUUUUGGUGCCGUUGCUAAAGGAAGUGGCGCCCGCGCCCGAGCUCGCCUUCAACUUUACCAUCCGCAUCCAGAAGAACGACACGACCAACGUCUCGGGUCCGCACGUCGCCAUCGAUGACGGACCGGCGUUUCCGUACCGGUACACAACGACCACGCCAACGCUCUUCUCGGUGAUGAACGACGACCCGCUGCCAGCGGAGAUCCACCCGCUCGUGCUGCACCAGAGUCGCACCAGUGUCCAGAUUCUGGUCAUCAACUACAACCAGGGCGAGCACCCGUUCCACAUGCACGGUCACGCGUUUUGGGUCAUGGCACACGGCACCAACUUGGCGCAUAUUCCCAGCAUGGAAUCGCUCAAUGCUCUUGUAGCGCCCAUGAAGCGGGACACGGUCGCUGUCGCCGCCUGCGACUCGUUCCGCGGUGAGUGCGUGCAGCCCGGCUGGACCAUCUUGCGCGUCGUGCUUGACAACCCCGGUGUUUGGCUCUUCCACUGCCACAUUGAAUGGGACAUGGCCACCGGCAUGGGCAUGACGCUGAUCGUGAACCCGUCGACGCUGCGCUCGAUGGGUCUACCGAGCGACAUUCAACGCACGUGCGCGGCGCCGUAG